UGUUUAUUUAAAAAAAAAUAAAUUACAAGGGUAAAGUCAUUUUUUUCUUGUGGAUGAGACCAAUUUGAGCCUUUUUUUGAGCUGACAUAUUAAACAACGAUAAAUGAGCUUUCAACAGGACAGUGCGCCUCAACCUUUUAUAAAUUGCUUUAAUAUGUUCUCUUCAUUCAGAUAAUGAUGAAAGACCUUUAGGAGCAAAAAGUUCAGUUUCCAGCUCCCGGACACUUCAAUAUGGUCACGUUAGCAGCAAUGAUCAAAACAGCCAAACUACUGCCUGACCCAAUAAAUGGAGGAGAGAAGGUCUGGAACCCAAUGGUCAUUGAUGGAGCUCCUGUGUAGUGGAGUUGAAAGAUUCAGAAGGGCAAAGAGGAUUGAUUUUUACAGUUUAAAAAAACAAAAAAAAAAAAAAAAAAAAAAAAGGAAACAAGGGAGAAGUAAAACUUGACAAUUGUCAAAGUAAGAAAUUAAAGUGGUAAAGAAAAGUCAGUGAGUACAAUAUGGGUGGGAUCAUAGACUGCUUCUUGGCUGUUUAAAUGCCUUUGGGAGUUCUAAUUACUCUUAAUUGGGUUGUUUUUUUCCCCUUCCAAGCAGAGUGCUCUGCCAAGCAGUCAAGUCUGAUCGUCUCUACCACAUGCAGGACGAACUGGUAUGAAACUUUACAAAAUGUAUUUACAAAUUCUGAACUUGAACAUUCAAGUGCACAGUUGUGGGCAUGUGUUGAAUAUUUUAAGGGACUCAGUUAUUUGAUUGUUGUAUUCCCAGUGAGACUUUUUUUUUUUUUUGAGACACAGGUCUCUAUUCACAUUGUGUUGAACAGUACUUUAGCUUUCAGCGGGAGAUAGAAUUUUAUUUGAUCUGAUCUUGUUACUGAAAUCUGAUUGCAGAAAAAUGUAUCAUAAUGUGCAGGAUCAUGAACAAUUGGAAGUUCCAUGUAGUUAUAUGAGAAGAAUGGUCCUAAAUCUGCUUCGGUGUUAGUAAAUUGGUACGACAUGGAAAAAAAAAAAAACCAUUGAAUUGCAUUUAAAUUUACAUCAGGUCUAAUUAUUACCAGAAUACAUUGAAUGUAAAUAUUCACAAAGUAUGCCCUAUAUUUUGGCUCCUUUCUUAUUAGAUUGGGUGUGAUGGAAAUCAAAGUGUCUGUGGAUAGUCUGCCACGUUUGGUUUGUGGAGUUACAGAUGAAACAACGUGCCAAGAGGUGGUCACAGUGUUGGCUCAAGCCCUGGGCCAGCCUGGGCGCUACAUGUUACGUGAGACCUUCAAAGACUUUGAGAGGUGCAUGGCACCAGAUGAGCACCCCCUGGAAAUGCUCAGAAAGUAUGGGGAACAUGCCAAGGAGGUCCAGCUCACAUUGCUCCACAGCGGCCCUUUAGUUUGCGAUGAAAUGAGCAGGGCCAAAUUGGGUCGACACCAGCCUUGUCCCCCACUGCGAAGGAAAGAAGCCACCACGAGAGUUUGGCGUCGUAGCGGGUCACUGAACUUGCAUCGCCAGAGCUUUCCGCUGUCCUGCUUGAGGCGGGAUACAGAUCAGAACCACGAGCAUGUGAAAAGACCCAAAAGAAAGUCCAUGGCCUUUGUGGAAGAGGCUUGGGAAUGGCUGGAGAACCUGGGAAAAACACAUGUUUAUAGUACUGCAUGUGAUAAGGAGAGCAGCAAAAAGACUGGAAAAAAUAAACGAACUUUUCUCAGUGUCACACUUUCAGCUGUGAGAAAGAGUCCACGCGAUCAGAGUCAAGUCCGAGGUCACGGAAACUCAAAGCCUGACUUUGAUCAAACGUCUUGCUGCAUGGGAACUCAGCAGAAGCUUAAAGAAAAUAAAAACUCCAAGAAAACGCAUGGGGGAAUACUCAAUACUAUCUCAGAUUCAAACAGUCAAGGAGAGAAGAAUCACUUGAGAGAAACUAUCAUAUGCCAGCUAAGUUACCUUCAAAAACUCCAAGUCCAGAUUGAGUGUGUAGACAAAGAAAUCCUAGAGCUGGAGGAAAGCGAGUGGAGCAGAGAAGAGCAGAAAAUGAUACAAGACGAGAUGGAGCAGAUGUGCUACUGGGAGAAUGAACUAAAGGCAGAAGAAGUGUUUGAGACAGAUUUGCAGGAUCAGUUCCAUGACAUGAAAGCAAAGAUUGUGGACUGCAAGGCCAAACUGGAGGAAUACAAGACCAACAUGCAAAAACUGGACUUCUGUGGUGCUCAAAAUGUUGACUCCAAAGAGGGCCGGCAUGCUGCCGAUGGCAAUCCGCCAAGGGAUUCAAAUUGGCAGCUAUUUAAGACAGAAAUGGAUGUAAAUAGUGACAGGAAGUGGCCGCCCAGAAGAAAUUUCAACACUUCUCCUUUACUUCCUCCAAGUCAGAUAAAGGAGCGCCGGCCCACGGGACCAACUGAGCUCAGGGAGUGGUGGGCACGCUGGUCUGCAGUCCAAAACUCCAAAUCAAACAUGAAGAAGACUGAGAUCCACCGCUCUGAGCUCACAAUUUAUUUGGGUGGUACCAAAGAUUAAUGAAAGGGGAAAAAUUGAAAUUGAUGGGUGCUUCCUAAUGUAAGAUCUUAUUUUUAUAUUUUUUAUAAUUAUCUAUUGACAAAAUGUGGCAAUACAUGAACCUCAGACAGCGAAGAUGCAUCCUAAUGUAAAACAGACAUUGCUUGCAUAUAUUCAGGUGUAAAAUCUUACAUGAGUUUUUGUAAUUACCACAUCCAGGUUCUAAUUACUGUAACAGUGAAUCCACAUCUUGCAUCCAUAUUCAUUUUAUUGAGUAUUCUGCUCCCAAUCAGGAUAGAAAUUGAUAUUUUUUUCUAAUAAAUAAUUGGACAAAUGGACUAUUUAUUUAAAAUUUUUGUUAUAACCGAGUCUCGUGAGUGCCUGUCCAACCAUCCCAAAAAAAAUUAAACAUCUGCCUAUUUCUGAAAAUAUCCCCGACCAAGUCCAGCCAACGUCAAUAAAUAAGCAGAGGUGCAGCAGCAAAGAUUAGUUUUAGCCAGAGGCAUAAGGUUCUGAAAAUAAGUAGCUAAAAUGUCAACGUGGGGACGGAUGUAUUUCUGUUUGGCAGUGUCAAGUGGUAAUGCAAUGGAAUGUAUCAGCGGGUGCUUGUGGCGGUAUCAGUAUUACAAAGUGCAUUAGCUUCUGAAAUGCUGGCAUUUUCAUUGCUCUGUGAAAGUGUGGGGGCGCAAUACCUGGUAACAGAGGAGAUGACCAUGCACCGGUGGGCUCUAAUCUAACGCAAGUCAAACUCACUUUUGGCCCAGCAGUAUUGUGAGGGGGGGAAACAACCACUCUAAAACAGUAAAAUACUUGAAAUAAAUAAAUAUAUAUAUAUAUAUUAUAUGAUAAUGUAAUUAACAUUAGUCAAUGUUAAUAUAUUUUUUUAAAAUACAUUUUUUUUGCCAUCACAGAACGGCAAUUUGGACAAAGGAAGAAUAUUGAACAGUUUUUGACUGUUGCAUUACAUUCUGACAUUCAGUGAAGGUGUAAUCAAGAUCACCGGUAAAGUUAGUGGAUUUUAGGUUUAUCCUGAAAUUUGACUAUCCAUAACAUUUUAUUGUUGAUGUGCAAUAUCAAAAUAACAGACAUUUUUAAUCACACUAAGAUAUUUUAAAGAUUAGAUGUUGAGCUAUUGGCGCUAAAGCUGAAAUCUGAAUGAAAUUCCCCACCAACCCUGUUAUGAACUUGCAAAAGACAACUCAUAAAUAUGGACAUUUUGAGAAUUGGAACAGACAUGUUUAAAUUUUGAGGGGUGGGAAGAAAUACGCCCCACUAAAUUUUCGUAAAACUUAAACUUGUUUAUUCAUUCAAGACCAUUAACAAACGUACACAGGAACCUCUGAACGUGGUUCAACUGAAACCCAGUGAUCUCUGCAAACUGACUGAUCCUGAUUGUUUUUUUUCCUUUUUUUAUUUAAACUUAGUUUCUAAUACCUUACUUUUCCCCCCAUAAAUUUGUUCUUAUAUAUGAAGUCUGACUUUAACUAAGGGAAAAAAAAAGCACACAUUACAUACAGUAUUGUUCCACCCACAGGUUAGGGAUGCAUAUUAUCUCUACUAAACAAGAAAGCCAUCCAUAUAGUUCUUUAUAUUGGUGGCUGGCUAGGAACCAAACCAAUCUUUAAGCCCCACCAACCCCCUUCAUUUUGCUUUUAUUUAUUUUUUUAGGCACCUCGUUUUUCACAAUAGACUUGAGUUUCAAUGGAAAAAGCAACUACGUGUGCAAAAAACAAAAUAAAAAUGAAAUAAUUGCAGAUAUAAGAUGCCACAAGGAAUUCUGCACCUGGGAGACAUUGCUUUAGAGGAGCUUGUGAAUACCAAAAAAGUAUCUAAAGGCUCCAGAUUGGUAAAAGUAAAUCCUCUCAGACACACACACACACACACACACACACACACACACACACACACACACAC
This is a messenger RNA of Syngnathoides biaculeatus (alligator pipefish), 4385 nucleotides long. It is a transcript of the gene rassf11, whose product is annotated as Ras association domain family member 11. The coding region runs from base 1122 to 2492 and encodes 456 amino acids. NCBI's taxonomy places the organism in Eukaryota, Metazoa, Chordata, Actinopteri, Syngnathiformes, Syngnathidae. The record is from RefSeq and is a predicted model, not a curated record. The transcript is spliced from 2 exons.